Cryptococcus wingfieldii CBS 7118 is the source of this 1125-nucleotide messenger RNA. RefSeq lists its product as hypothetical. Gene Ontology annotation, cellular component: chromosome passenger complex; spindle midzone; chromosome, centromeric region. The record is from RefSeq and is a predicted model, not a curated record. Bases 1 to 1125 code for a protein of 374 amino acids. The transcript has 5 exons. NCBI's taxonomy places the organism in Eukaryota, Fungi, Basidiomycota, Tremellomycetes, Tremellales, Cryptococcaceae. Gene Ontology annotation, biological process: mitotic sister chromatid segregation.
AUGGCGUCCAGAACGGCCAGAGUGGCGCAAACGGCUGCAGCGGUCACCACACCGCCCAAACGCACAAAGAGCGCCUUUAGUGAAGGAGAGAAGCAAGCGUUGCUGCAGAAUUUCGAUCUCGAAGUGCAAGACAAGGUCGCCUACUUUCGCUCGAUGCUGGCUCAAACGCUCGCUUCUUUCCACAUGCGCGAAGAAACAGAGAUCCUUGCUAUUCCUCGCGAUUUGCGUGGUCUGACAUUGAGAGAAUUGGAAAACAAAUGGGGAGGAGGAUGGGCUGGAACGCUACAUCGGAUAAAGACAGAGAGAUUUGAAGUGGAACAGAAGAAGAGGGAAGAACAAGAGGAGAAGGAUAGAGAUGAAGUUGUAAAGGGCAAGAGAAAACGCAAUGCUACCGCGUCAUCUAGGGGAAAUUCCCCUACACGUUCAACCAAGAAUCGCAAGUCAGCUCGUCACGAGGCGCAUACAUCAGCUUCCAAGACUCCUGCUUCUCACGGAGCUUCUUCUACCACUCGGGGUAAGGCCACGGCGAGCAAGAGAUCAACUCGAGCCCAACCUUUGUCUGCCUCCAAAGCGACUAGUUCGCUUCCUCAAGACCAUGUCUUCAACCCCACCCUUCCACCAACGCCCUACCGUUCUCAACCCUCCCCUCUAUCCCACUCAUCACAUCCUUCCCGCGCCCGCGCUCGAUCCAACGCAUCAGAAAGCGGAUCCUCAUCUGGAGAAUCUACAGAGCAGGAUGAGUCGGAUGACGACGACCUACCAGAUCCCGAGGCUAUAGAGGCGCGUUUGCUAGCAAAGGAGAGGUCCCCGGGAUCAAAGAGCAAGUCAAAGAAGAAGAGGGCGCCAUCUCUCAUCUUCCGGCAAUCGCUUGGUCCAGGCGCAAUUGCGCCCAAGACUCCGGGACCGUCGAGGAUGGUAGAGGAUUCGGACGAGCCAUUGGCCACGAUUGAGCUGUCUGAUGGACGUACCAUCAGUUUCAACCCAUUCUCGUUGACGCCAGGCAGAGUAGAAAUGGAGCUAGAAGAAGGCGGCGUGAGUAAGGAGGAGAAGGCCCGAGUGCAGAAUCAGGUGCACACUGAAGUUCUCAAGUGUCUGCAGGCGAGGAUGGAGAAGUGGAAGGUGUAG